This is a messenger RNA of Parnassius apollo (apollo), 639 nucleotides long. The record is from the annotation of a GenBank genome assembly. Lineage: Eukaryota; Metazoa; Arthropoda; Insecta; Lepidoptera; Papilionidae.
AUGGCGGAAUCGCUAUUUAGCCUCGAUGACAACGCAAUUGGGGAGUUACUGGAACAGUCUGACUUGGAAGAUGUUGAUGAAGAUGAUGAUGACUUAUAUGCGCAAAAUGAUGAAGAUAAUAACUCCUCCGAGGAUGAUGUCCCACUCUCAUCUUUGAGGGCGGCUACUAAUCAAAGUGAUGGCAAAUGGACAAAAAAAAGAUUUCGAGGGAAGACUACUAGUCAAGCUCAAGAAAGUUCAAGUAAUGAACCGCCCAAAUCACCUGCGGAGUACUAUAAAAAUUAUUUUGAUGCCGAACUGUUUGAAAAGUUUGCGAUCUGUACUGCGCAAUAUUACAUGGCCGAAAAAGGGCAGCAAAUGAGGCCGCAAUGUACACCUAAUGAAAUAAAAAAAUUCUUUGGAGUUCACGGGAUGAUGAGUUGCAUUAAAUGCCCUCGAAUGAAAAUGUAUUGGCAUCAAAAAUUUCAAUACGACCCAAUAGCUAAUGCUAUGUCACUGGCUAGAAAUAUGGCCCACAUCAAAACAAUUGUGACCGUCACAAUUGUGACUCGGAAUGAAUUGGGCCUAGAUCGACACAAUUGUGACCGUAACGAUUGUGACCGUAACAAUUGUGACCGUCACAAUUGUGACAUGGAAUGA